Leptopilina heterotoma is the source of this 1773-nucleotide messenger RNA. Its product is annotated as cytochrome P450 4C1-like. NCBI's taxonomy places the organism in Eukaryota, Metazoa, Arthropoda, Insecta, Hymenoptera, Figitidae. The transcript is spliced from 12 exons. The record is from RefSeq and is a predicted model, not a curated record. Bases 199 to 1584 code for a protein of 461 amino acids. Gene Ontology annotation, molecular function: heme binding; monooxygenase activity; iron ion binding.
AAAUUAUUCUUUUUGCCGAUGAAAUUGAAUAAACAAUUCUGAUUAAGAAUAAUAUUUUAUAAUUCAAAUUAUUAGUACGACUUUAAUAAUUCUGUUUGAAUUAAAAACAUCGCAUUUGUAAAUUGUGUAUUGUGGCAGUUACUUGAAUAUAUUUUUUUUUUAAUUAGAUUUAAUUGAACAAUUUUAAUUUAAUAAAUAAUGUUGCCGUGGACGAUUUUUUUUAUUUUAUGUUUAAUAACAUUUCUCGCGUUUGUCGUGAAUUUUUACAAUAAACGGGAAUUUUAUCAAAUUGCAUCAAAAAUUCCAGGACCAUUUUCACUUCCUAUUUUAGGAGACGCUUAUCUUUUUCUCGGCAAUACAGAAAAAGUGUAUAAAAAUUUAUUGGCUCUUUCUAAAAAAUUUGGGACAAAUGCUGUUCGACUUUGGUUAGGUAAUCGAUUAAUGAUCUUUUUCUACAAUCCUGAGGAUAUUAAAAAUAUUCUUCAAAAUUCGAAGACUUUUGAGAAAGGUGAUUUAUAUUCUUUGAUGGAGCCAUGGCUUGGAUCAGGUUUAGUUACAGCGAAAGGAGAUGUAUGGAAAGUUCACAGAAAAUUCAUUCAACCGACUUUUAAUCAACGAAUUUUAAAUUCAUUCGUUGACAUUUUCCAUAAACAUUCUUUGAUAUUGACGAAAAAAUUGGAAAAAGAAAUCAAUGGCGAAGAAUUUGAUAUUAAUCAAUACAUUGCAAUUAAUUCACUUGCAAUAAUUCGCGAAAGCGCAAUGGGAAUUGAUGAGAAGGAAGAGGAGAGUGACAGUAAAAAAUAUAGAAAGGCUCUCAAAAAAAUACUCGAAACUAUCAGUCAACGAACCUUUAAAUUCUGGCUUCAAGUGGACAUUAUUUUUAAAAUGACAAAAUUAUCGACACAAUUUCAGGAAAGUGUUAACUACCUGCACAAUUUUACGGAUAAGGUAAUUCGAGCGAAACGGAAAAAAAUUGGCAAUAAUAAUUUUACCGUAGAUGAUGACGAUGAUUCACCAAAGAAUAUGAAACCAUUUCUUGAUUUAUUAAUGACACUAUCGGAGAAAGAGAAAAUAUUCACAGAUUCGGAACUUCGGAAUGAAGUCGACACUAUUAUGUUUGCUGGACAUGAUACGACUUCAUUGACAGCAUCAUUUACAUUACUUAUGUUGGCCUCUCAUCCUGAAAUUCAGGACAAAGUCUACAAAGAGAUUUACAAUGUUUUUGGCUCUCAAAGUCCUGAAGAAGUUCCCUUCAAAUCUGAGCAUGUUCAAUAUUUUCCCUACUUGGAGAAAGUAAUUAAAGAAACUUUACGUCUAUUUCCGGUGGUGCCAUUUUUACAGCGUAAAGUCAGUGAUAAUUUUGAAAUAGGCGAAUAUACAGUUCCAAAAGGUUCUACAGUUGUUGUUCCAGUGCCGAAUAUUCAUCGCGAUGAAAGAAUUUGGCCGGAUCCUUGUAAAUUUAAUCCAGAAAGAUUUUCAUCUGAGGAAAUUGCAAAACGUCAUCCGUACGUUUAUCUUCCAUUUAGCGCAGGACCAAAAAAUUGUAUUGGACAUUGUGAAGAAGGACAAAAUAAAACCAAUUGAGGAUAUUCGAAUAAAAUUGGACGCUGUACUUCGUGCCGUUGAGCCAAUUAGUAUCAGAAUUGAGAAACGCAUCAAGAGUUAAACUAUAAUUUUUAAGUGACUUAACGCCGUUUUUGAUAUUUUCGAUUUUUUUCCAAAAAAGCCGCCGCUUUGAAUCAAUUAGAAAAUUAGUUACAAAAUUGAACAAAU